AUGUCUGAGAAGCAGCGCAAACGACGUCGUCUGCGAUGCUUCGGCCACAUUGUCAAUCUGUGCGCUCGGGCGUUCCUCAUUGGAAAGGACGGUGCGAAAGUUUGUAAGGAGCUGGAUAUUGCUUAUCGUGACGGGGACUUGAAGAAGAUUGGCGAGCUCUGGAGGAAACGAGGCGCAAUCGGAAGGCCACACAAUAUUGUUAGGUACAUUAGAGCUAGUCCCCAGCGUCGUCAGUUCUUUAGAUCCAUUAUUUUGGGUGGUGACCUCACUGAAUUUGAUAAAUUAGAGCUUAUUCAGGGCCAGCAGACACGCUGGAACUCAUACUUUAUGUCUAUUGGACGAGCUCUGAACGUCAAGGAACGUAUCCAGAUCUUCUGCGAUCAGUAUGAACCCGGACAGGGCCAAAAAGACCUCUCCGAAGACCGCCUUAGCCCAAUGCAUUGGAAAGAGCUCGAACAUCUGCAUGAUCAGCUAGAGACCUUCUACGAAGGGACCAUGAUGACAGAAGGAAGAAAUGCGACGCUAGCCGAUCAUUUCCAGACUCUGGACUGGUUGCUGAAUGAGAUUCAGGUCGCCAAACACAAAUUCCAGGAGCUACACCAAGAUUUGCUAAGAAGGAAAUGGCGCGAAACCCAGGAAUCCGAAGAAUUUGCCUGGCUCGCAGCAGCUGCAGAAGUAUCAUGGCAGAAGUGUGAAGAGUACUUCAAUAAGGCAGAUGACACAGCAGCUUACUACGCGGCAAUAUCGCUGAACCCGACGCUCAAGAAUGAGUGGUAUAACAAAGCUUGGACGGACCAUGACGAGAAGCGGCCGUGGAUUGUGAGUGCCAGCACAGCCGUGAAGGAGCUCUGGCUUGAUGAAUACAAGGGCAAGUACUCUGUCAAGCAACCCUUCCCGUCUGGUGUACUUUCAACGUCAACCUCUCAGAAAGAUAAGGCUUUCACCUCAGUUAGGAAUCAUAAGCGUCUCAAAAUAAGCCACCAGUCGUCCAGGCCUCAAGCCCAUGGCGUUGAUUCACUUGAUCAGUUCGUCGAGACGGAUAUUAUCCCACUCAGUGAGGACGAGUCAUUUGCCCUAUUCAGUACUGGAAUGAGCGCUACUACACGCAGCCUGACCUCGCACAAAUGGCACUUGAUGUUGUCGGAUAAGGCUGCCUCUGUUGAUUGA
Messenger RNA from Pochonia chlamydosporia 170, 1167 nucleotides. RefSeq lists its product as hypothetical. NCBI's taxonomy places the organism in Eukaryota, Fungi, Ascomycota, Sordariomycetes, Hypocreales, Clavicipitaceae. The coding region runs from base 1 to 1167 and encodes 388 amino acids. The transcript has 2 exons. The record is from RefSeq and is a predicted model, not a curated record.